GUUCUGAGUGUGACUCUUUCAAUAAACGCUGUGAAGAUGGUUCGUGCAUACCAAUAUAUGACACAUGUGCUCAUCACCUAUCAUGCUCUUACGAUGAGUUUAAGUGUCCACUAAAGUGUAUACCUGACUACUUCAAGUGUAAUGGAUACGAUGACUGCUCGGAUGGAUCUGAUGAGGAAAACUGUUAUAAUGAAGAUACUGAGUAUAAUUACUCAGUUAGUCGAGGAAUUGAUAUGUGGAAAGUUGCCAUCAUCAUCAUAAUUGUGAUUGCGGUCUUCGUAAUCGUCUUCUGUCGCAUAAUUAGAAGGAACCGUGGACGAGACGAAGCCUUGACCAAUGUGACUGUGCCACCAGCACAUCGUAAUUCGAGCUCCAGCAACAUGCCUAAUUUGACACCGUCGCCACAGCCGACCUCGUUUCAGCAGACUUCUUGGACUGCACAUCAGUUCUACGUAGAUCAUACACCUAAUACAGGAGAACCUGCGCGUACGAAUCGUGAUGUCCCGCCAAGCUACAACGAUUGUCAUAACACUGAUACUCAGCCACCUCUCAACCCCUACCAGCAGCAUGCAGCAGACCGAAAUUCACUACUAAAUCCAUCGCCCGCCAGGCAACCUUCUUAUGAGGCAGCACCCUCAGCGCCACCUAUCCAGGAUGACAAUGAGCCAGAGCUACCACCUCCUUCCUACGAUGAUGUAGUGUCGGGGAGACUAGACCAUUAGUUAUCUGCCCUCCUCUCUCAUACCUUGAGAAGACGAGAUACGUCAACGUGCAAUAUAAGUUUUAUUCUCACACAGAUUUGUAAUUCCGUGGCAUUGUUAUUUAUUAGUUUUCCAGUAUUAUUCUGUUUUGAAAUGCCACAACUGGUGGUGGCAAAUAUUGGCUCCUAAAUAGUUGCACCAAAUAGCCUCGUUAGACCACAGUGGGUGAAAAAAAACUUUGUGUUGUAAGUGUAUAAUACUACAAUCACAUUUGCUAACUGGAACAACUUGAAACAUUUCAAUAUUAUCACACCGUCCUAGAGUCACUAAUCUAAAUAGGUGGUAAUAGAAGACUUUGCAAACUGCUGAAGCAAAGACAAUAGAUAUUUUUUUAUUUCUUACAUCUUGGUACUAGAUGAAUGAGACAGUGGUUGGACUAGAUGUGCGAAAAUAUGUGGCAAACCUAUUCACAUAUUUGCAUUUGAUCAGCAUGCUUAAUAUUUUGAAAGACUAUUUUUUUUGCAAAAUUGCAUUGCAGAUAGUUCACAAUUGACUUGUUGCAGUUAUUCCAGGAUGGUGACAUCUUGUGAAAUGUGGAGAAUUUUAUGGUAACCCUAGUCACGGGUAAAUAACAUAAUGGAUUUCGUACCCCAUACAGACUGCAAAAUUUGAUACCAGAUCAAACUAUUGCGGGCCAGGUGCACGCCAAAUUUUUGCAGUGUGUAUACGCUAUCCCGUGCUAAAUACGUGGGGGUCCAGACUCCAGACUAAUCUGGCCCAACAAAUGGAGGAGGGCCAGGCCCACUUAGCUGUCUGCUGAGUGUCGUAAAAAGCUAAACUGAGCGUCAACCCGUGUCAACUUCGCACGCUUCAGAAUUUUGUGUCUGUACGCUGCGAUUUAACGCCCGCCUGGUCUUGGCCUGGCCCAGACUAGUUUGAUGUGGGAUCAAAUUUUGCAGUCUGUACGGGAUAUCAAAGUCUGUAUCACUAUUAACUGUACAAUGACGUGAUAAAUGUCGUAACAGAGAGAUUAAGGUUAGGUCUGUAAAUUAGAUUUAGCAAGUUGCAACUUGCACUAUGGGCUUUGGAUUUUGUAUAUAAUAGACCAGAAUCCUAAAAAGUACA
Molecule: messenger RNA, 1826 nt
Organism: Priapulus caudatus
Lineage: Eukaryota; Metazoa; Priapulida; Priapulimorpha; Priapulimorphida; Priapulidae
Product: low-density lipoprotein receptor-related protein 6-like
Molecular function (GO): protein binding
Source: RefSeq, a predicted model, not a curated record